Molecule: messenger RNA, 1428 nt
Organism: Rhinichthys klamathensis goyatoka
Lineage: Eukaryota; Metazoa; Chordata; Actinopteri; Cypriniformes; Leuciscidae
Gene: dusp28
Product: dual specificity phosphatase 28
Exons: 3
Coding region: 402-860 (152 amino acids)
Biological process (GO): protein dephosphorylation
Cellular component (GO): cytoplasm
Molecular function (GO): MAP kinase tyrosine/serine/threonine phosphatase activity
Source: RefSeq, a predicted model, not a curated record
GACAGUUAAAUGGGCGGGGUCAGUCAGCUGCAUGUGAGCUCAAUGCACGUUGUCGUUUUCCCUGCCAUAGGGACUUUUGUGAUGGAGGAUGAUGAGCUCCUGAUCGACACAUCCGCUUCGAGGAUCAUCCCUACGAUCAAUCUGCAGCUCACCAGACUUGUCAGUGUAAUGGCAUUAGGGUGAAACAUCUGACCUUUCUCCUUGCUGAUGCAUUAGCUAUAUAUAAUACUCUAAUAUCUGACAUAUGCAUCUACCUCUGUUAUAAUAACACUAGUCUUUACUGAACUUAGUAUAUAAAACAAUGUUAGUUGAUGAUAGUCAUUUAUAACUUUGACGUUUCUUCAAGAUACACAAACAUAUAGUCACAUCAUCACAUAUAUGCAGGCACCAUAUAGCAAGAAAUGCUGCAAUUGAGUCUAGUUACAGACUGUUUGCUAAUCAGUAAUGCCCAGUCAGCUUGCAACAAUGAUCUCAUCCAGAAGGAGGCGGUCACUUUCUGUAUCAAUGUGUCAAAGCAGCAACCCUUUCCCACAAUCCGGGUCAGCACUUUGCGUGUACCCGUCUAUGAUGACCCUAAUGAAGACCUGUACAAGUAUUUUGAUCGCUGUGCUGAUGCCAUAGCAAGCGAGGCAGAAAGGGGAGGCCGGACCGUUGUGUACUGUAAGAAUGGACGCAGUCGUUCAGCUACUGUCUGUGUGGCCUUUUUAAUGAAGCACCAGGGUCUCAGCCUAACAGAUGCCCUCCAGGUAGUAAAAAAUGCCCGAUCUGUUGUUGAGCCUAACCCGGGAUUUUGGACUCAGCUGGAGCGAUAUGAACAGGAGCUGAAGAUCAGGAGGUCAUCCAACCCUUCUCCUUUUUAACUUCAUACCAACAUUUUCUGACACUACGUUCUCAACCUUUUUUUUUUUGUCAUUGUUAAUAUUAGACCUGUUAAUAUAAUGCUUGAAUAUAGUUAAGGCCUUAGACACUUCACUGUUAAAGCUUGCUGAAAAUUAUGAAUCUCUUUAAAUAAGGGAUAUGUGCCUUAAAUUAUUCUGCUCAGGUUUUGAAAUUUAUUUGCAUUUUUUAAUUUUAAAUGUAAUAUUAUUCUUUUGAAUUACAUAAAAAUCCUCAGCUUCAUAUCCCUUGCUUGCAGUAUGAGUAGGCUAUCGUCUCUGUUUAUAAAUUAUAGAUUAUGUAAUUUAUGAAAUAAUAUAAUAUAUGAAGAAAUAUAAUCAUCAUAGCCUACAUUUUGUCCAACAGGAUGAUUGUUUGAAGAAAGUAAUGUUAUUUUAGCUGGAUUAAGGCUCUUUGGAGGGUCUUUUUCUAGACUUUUCUGCCCUUUAAUAAACAUAGAAAACCUGCAAAUUUCUCCUGCUAACUGUUAUCUCAGUAUGAUUUUAUUUAUUUUGCAUAGAUGCAAUUAAAGAGAAAUAUUUAAAUAAUGUU